AUGUUGCAUUUGCUCGGAGUCAACCUGCCCGACCAGAAGUUGGUGCAAUACGCCCUCCCUCUGUUCUAUGGUAUCGGCCAAAAGACCGCCCUGAAGGUCCUCGCAACACUUUCGAUCCACAAGACCUGCAAGAUUGCCGAUCUCUCCGAACCCCAGGUCAACCAGCUCUCAACCCUCCUCUCCGACAUGAAGAUCGAGUCUGACCUCCGCAAGCAGAUCCGUGCCAACAUUAUGCACCAUCGUUCCAUCGGUUCCUAUGUCGGCCGCCGCCACGCUAUGGGCUUGCCUGUCCGUGGUCAGAACACAAAGAAUAACGCCAAGACUGCCCGUCGUUUGAACGGAAGGUGGCUCAAGGCUGAGAAGAGGGAGUACUCUUCCUCAACGAGAUCGAUCAUCCCCACGGCCGAGUCUCCUUUCGAGAGCUUUUUCAACCGCAAGUGGUUCUAA
This is a messenger RNA of Linnemannia hyalina, 447 nucleotides long. Lineage: Eukaryota; Fungi; Mortierellomycota; Mortierellomycetes; Mortierellales; Mortierellaceae. The record is from the annotation of a GenBank genome assembly.